UCCGAGAAUCCCUGGGAGUUACUGCCUUGGUGGCCACCACCUUCAGUUGACAGUAUUGAAGGGUGAGUGAAGGAAAGAAUAAAUGCAUGAGAAGUGAGUGCACGAGAUUGACCCUUAGGGGCCACCUGUACUUACUGCACCCUUACUGUCCUCGCCCUGCUGGCUUUCCUGCCUCUCCGAGCGCCCCCUGUCGGUCAGUAGCCCAAUUCAGACUGCUCGGCCGGCUUAGCCGGCUUUCCCUCUCGGUAAUAGGCGCCCAAGUCGCUCCCGGUGACUUCUGGGGAAUGUAGUCUUUGGCGCUUGCUUGCGUUUCCUGUUGGCUUCGGCCUGAGACAGUCACAAAACUUCCUUGGGUCCCAUAAGCUAUCGCGAUGGCAUUGCAUCUCGGGAAUUGUAGUCCUCCGUUGACAGUUUCCGCCACAGUCGGCGGCAAAUGGAACGACAGUUCCCACCAUGCGCCGUGCUAAAAGUUCGCUUGCAGCUAGCCCGCGAGCUUCUGGGAGAUAGAGUUCUCAAACCGCACAGUUCCUUCCCUAUCCUACAGAGCAGGCCGGCUCCGAGGACUACAUUUCUCUGUGAGCUCCCAUUAGACCGCGGCUCCCGGCAGCGGCCACCAUUUUGUUCCGCCCAAGGAGCCCCUAAGAUGGCGGCGGGGGAGACGGUGAAGGUUGCAGCCGGGCCCACGGGGCUGUAGCCCGCCGUCUCCCCGUCUCCCGGAGGCCAGCCGAUGGCCUGGCGGAGGUCCGGACCAUGGACCUCCGCACCGUCGUGUACAAUGCCGCCCGCGACGGCAAGCUCCAGCUGCUGCAAAAGCUGCUCAGCGGCCGGAGCCGGGAGGAGCUGGACGAGCUGACGGGCGAGGUGGCCGGCGAGGGGACGCCGCUGCUCAUCGCCUCCCGCUACGGCCACCUGGACGUGGUGGAGUACCUGGUGGACCGGUGCGGCGCGAGCGUGGAGGCGAGCGGCUCGGUGCACUUCGACGGCGAGACCAUCGAGGGCGCGCCGCCGCUGUGGGCCGCCUCGGCCGCCGGCCACCUGGACGUGGUGCGGAGCCUGCUGCGCCGCGGCGCCUCGGUGAACCGCACCACGCGCACCAACUCCACGCCCCUGCGCGCCGCCUGCUUCGACGGGCACCUGGAGGUGGUGCGCUACCUGGUGGGCGAGCAUCAGGCCGACCUGGAGGUGGCCAACCGGCACGGGCACACGUGCCUCAUGAUCUCCUGCUACAAGGGCCACCGCGAGAUCGCCCGCUACCUGCUGGAGCAGGGCGCCCAGGUGAACCGGCGCAGCGCCAAGGGCAACACCGCCCUGCACGACUGCGCCGAGUCCGGCAGCCUGGAGAUCCUGCAGCUGCUGCUCGGGUGCAACGCUCGCAUGGAGCGCGAUGGCUACGGCAUGACCCCAUUGCUGGCUGCCAGUGUGACCGGCCACACCAACAUCGUGGAAUACCUUAUUCAGGAGCAGCCUGCCGGCAUGGAGGUGCAGCCCGGGCUGGCCCAAGAUGGUCCCUCUGGUCUGGGAUGCGAGAAGUCCCAGGGGGCCGGCUGCGGCCCUUCCUCCCCGGAGGAACCACUGAGUGAAACUUAUGAGAGCUGCUGCCCCACCAGCCGGGAAGCUGCUGUGGAAGCCUUGGAAUUGCUGGGGGCCACGUAUGUGGAUAAGAAGCGUGAUCUGCUUGGGGCCCUGAAACAUUGGAGACGGGCCAUGGAGCUGCGGCACCAGGGGGGCGAGUACCUGCCCAAACCGGAGCCCCCGCAGCUGGUCCUGGCCUAUGAUUAUUCCAGGGAGGUGAACACGGCCGAGGAACUGGAAGCACUUAUAACCGACCCGGACGAGAUGCGCAUGCAGGCCCUGUUGAUCCGAGAGCGCAUCCUGGGGCCCUCUCACCCAGACACUUCUUACUAUAUCCGAUAUAGGGGUGCCGUGUACGCCGACUCAGGCAACUUUGAGCGCUGCAUCCGCUUGUGGAAAUAUGCCCUAGACAUGCAACAGAACAACCUGGAGCCCCUGAGCCCCAUGACCGCCAGCAGCUUCCUCUCAUUUGCCGAACUCUUCUCUUACGUACUUCAGGACCGGGCAGCCAAGGGCAGCCUGGGCACCCAAAUUGGCUUUGCUGAUCUCAUGGGGGUGCUCUGCAAGGGGGUCCGGGAAGUGGAACGGGCCCUGCAGCUGCCCAAGGAGCCUGGGGACUCUGUCCAGUUCACCAAGGCCCUGGCCAUCAUCCUCCACCUGCUCUACCUGUUGGAGAAAGUGGAGUGCACGCCCGACCAGGAGCAUCUGAAGCAUCAGACCGUCUACCGGCUGCUCAAGUGUGCCCCCCGGGGCAAGAAUGGCUUCACUCCUUUGCACAUGGCCGUGGACAAGGACACCACAAACGUGGGCCGGUACCCAGUGGGCAGGUUCCCCUCCCUCCAGGUGGUCAAGGUACUGCUUGACUGUGGGGCCGACCCAGACAGUCGGGACUUUGACAACAACACACCGUUGCACAUAGCUGCCCAGAACAAUUGUCCGGGGAUUAUGAACGCCCUGAUUGAAGCCGGGGCCCACAUGGAUGCCACCAACGCCUUCAAGAAAACAGCCUACGAGCUGCUGGAUGAGAAGCUGCUGGCCAAGAGCACCAUCCAGCCCUUCAACUACGUAACCCUGCAGUGCCUUGCAGCCCGCACCCUGGACAAGAAUAAAAUCCCCUACAAAGGCUUCAUCCCUGAGGAGCUGGAGGCUUUCAUUGAACUGCACUGAUAGGCUUCCGAGAGGGGAGAAACCUGGAGAGGUGCCCACACCAGUCCUCGCCAUCUCCUGGUGAGCACUUCAAGUGGCAUGAAACAGGAAGAAGGGCUCUCCCGACCCCACAGCCUUUCACCUAGCAGAAGGUGGGGAGAGGAGUUAGCUAUUGGUUCUAGAAGCCUUCAGGAUCAUGCAUGUGCUCGGAGAACUACGUUUCUCCAGGAGGACAUGCACCGUCCUUCGUGGGGAGAAGAUGCGCUACUUUCUGCACAUCCCAUCUGCCUGGGUGUAGGAAGAUUUUGCUUCCUGAGAGGCAGAGGGAUCAAAGCCAUUGUUUUCCUAUCCUAGAAACCAGAAGAAACUGAAAGUUGGGUCUGUCCUUUGCCCCUCAUGUGGCUGGAUAAACCCAGCCACAGAAUGCAGUGUUAGGAACGGGGGCUCCCAGAGUGGAAAGUUGGAGGCUCAAGAAGCAAGACCAUCUCUCACUUCUUACAGCACAGUUGCCCCCCACUCUCUCCCACACAGGCAGGACUCUCUGUUUAGGGUAGCCUGCUGCUUGCGUAGCUUGGGCUGGUUUGGUGUUCUGUUUAUUUAGUAGGUGGGCAGGCUGCAGGCAUCACGGGAGUUCUGAGGUUUUGCUGCCAUAUUUUCUUUUUUUCUUAAGAAUUUGACAUUUCCUUUGAAGACUUGAUAGGUUAAUUUUGUGCACCCAGGGUUUUGUCAUGCCUGAGGUUGCCAAGGCCCUCAGGAGAAGCUUUAUUGUGUGGAGAAUUUGGUGAAGGGGGUAGCAGACCACAGUAUCUGUUCCUAAAAUGCAGGUGGCUGUACCUUUCUUAAAGCUUCACUCAUUUGCCUUUUACUUGAGCCUCCCGUAUUUCCGUCCUCAUUAGAGAAGUAUUUUUUUUCUAAAUAGGUUCAGGCCAAACGCCCAAGGAGCUGAGCUUGAUGUGUUUCCCACUGAGUGAGAACUAGCAAGGUUGUUUGGGGGCUCGGCUUUGCACAGAUUUACAAGUGCACAGCCUUGUGGGUAGCCACCCUAAGUGGCUCCAGCUACUCUCGGCACUGCUCAGGUCUUCCUAAGGAAACCCUAAGUGCAGCAUUUAACUCCAUAAAUCAGCUGGAUGAGACGGUGAAUGCUGAGAGCUGAGAUGGUACAAAGUCUUGGCUUUCCAUCACUCAGGUAUAAAGUGCGUGUGUUCGAGAACCUGCUGCAGGAAGGUCUUUCUCGUGAAGUACUGCUUACGCCCUGACAGACAAAGGGGACUCUUCCUGGCCUUUUAAACAAGAGUGAGUAGCAGAAGGGGACAGAAGCUCAGGUCACAUUCAGGACAGCAGCAUCCUUACCCCACACCUCUGCAGCCUUGUCAGAUGGCAGCUACCUGGGGCCUCGGACACCGCAGCAGGUCCACGGAUACUCUGCCCUCUGAGGACACUAGGCCUCGUGUGGGUUUGCAGUGUUACUAGGAUGUUAUUUAUUCGCAAGACCAGGUUUACCCUCUUGGAGGUGGGAAACAGCACAGAAUAAAGAAAUGAGGCCAUUA
Messenger RNA from Pipistrellus kuhlii (Kuhl's pipistrelle), 4265 nucleotides. RefSeq names its product fem-1 homolog A (gene FEM1A). Gene Ontology annotation, molecular function: protein binding. The record is from RefSeq and is a predicted model, not a curated record. The transcript has a single exon. The coding region runs from base 751 to 2739 and encodes 662 amino acids. Lineage: Eukaryota; Metazoa; Chordata; Mammalia; Chiroptera; Vespertilionidae.